UCAAGUGAUCGUGCAUCCUCGUUUCUCUUCGUCCAUCCAUCCAUGGCAAUUAGACUCCACCUUAGACCUGCACCUUUGAUCUUUCCCUCCUCGAAUCUUCCUUCACUGUGUUUCUCUUCUUCAAACUCCUUGAACGGCCCUUCCGCAUCAGCCUUCUUGAGCCCCUUCCCUCGAACAAUAUCCCAACGCUUGAACCCUCCUCUCAUCCUCUCCCGAAGGCUUUUCCUUCCUUCAGUCUCCGGCAUCUGGGACGCUUUAACCGGAGGAUCUAACAAUGCUCAUGAAGCCGUGCUUUCAAUUCGACGUGGAAUGCUUCUCUUCAGGCGGGGUGAUGUCCCGGGGUCUUUGGCGGAGUUCGACAAGGCAAUUGAGUUGGACCCUCGUCAAAAGGCAUAUCUUUGGCAAAGAGGACUAUCGUUGUACUAUCUCGAUAGAUUUGAAGAAGGCGCGGAGCAGUUUCGGUUAGAUGUUGCACAAAACCCAAAUGAUACGGAGGAGUCCAUAUGGUGCUUUCUGUGUGAAGCUCAACUAUAUGGAGUGGAUGAAGCAAGGAAGCGAUUUCUUGAGGUUGGCAGAGACCCACGGCCUGUCAUGAGGGAAGCAUAUAAUAUGUUUAGAGAUGGCGGGGAUCCUGAGAAGCUUGCGGCUGCGUUUUCCCAAGGCGGAGAAAAUGAGUAUUUUUAUGCUUCACUAUAUGCCGGGCUUUAUUAUGAAUCUCAGAAAAACCCGGAAGGUGCUAAGCUUUAUAUAGUUGCUGCUUGCCAGUCACCCUAUGGACAAAGAUCUGAUGAUUAUAUGGCUUCUCUCGCCAAGGUUCAUUGUCUCUGUCGAAAUUGGGUCUCCCAAUAAGAAGUGCUCCUUAAGAAUGUGCCUGCAAGGCACAGUGAAGUGGGUACAUUGGUACGUAGGAUAGUCUGCUUAAGGAAAAUUGAGCGUCACAAUGCCGAAUCAAAGAAGACUAGAACGUGCACAAAUUCAUCUUCCUUCAGGCUUGAAGGUCGGCCUGAAUGAAGAUAAGCAAAGUGUGGAGGAUAAAUAAUAUUCCUUUAGCUAAUGUAGAACCUAAUUUGAGAAUUGAUGUUGGUUAUUUAUGUUAGACCUGUUUCAUGUGUUUAU
This is a messenger RNA of Neltuma alba, 1116 nucleotides long. RefSeq lists its product as uncharacterized. The transcript has 8 exons. NCBI's taxonomy places the organism in Eukaryota, Viridiplantae, Streptophyta, Magnoliopsida, Fabales, Fabaceae. Bases 43 to 849 code for a protein of 268 amino acids. Gene Ontology annotation, molecular function: protein binding. The record is from RefSeq and is a predicted model, not a curated record. Gene Ontology annotation, cellular component: chloroplast.